Triticum turgidum subsp. durum (durum wheat) is the source of this 13095-nucleotide messenger RNA. The record is from the annotation of a GenBank genome assembly. Lineage: Eukaryota; Viridiplantae; Streptophyta; Magnoliopsida; Poales; Poaceae.
AUGGACAGGGGUGGUAAGCUCCGUUCUGAUUGGAACAGGCUACUGCUGGAAGAUGCUGUUGCUCCAUUGUUCAGAGAACUGUUGCUGGCGUUGCGGACACUUACAGACUCCACAAUACUGUAUUAUUCUUUAUGGCCAACUGGUUUAUAUGAGGAACCCUGGAGCAUUCUUGUGGAACAAAUUUACAAAGUUAUCUAUACAUCUCCAGUUUUGCAUUCAGAGAUCAAAGGUGGGACAUGGGUAUCACCGGCUGAGGCUUUGCUUCAUGAUGAGGGCUUUUCAAGAAGUAAUGAUCUUAGUGAAGCUCUUGUAUUGUUAGGCAUGCCUGUUGUUCGUGUACCAAGUGCAAUUGUUGAUAUGUUUUCAAAAUUCUAUAUGAAGUCAAAGAUAAAACGGGUUGCUCCUGCUGCAGUGAGACAUUUUCUCCAAGAUUUUGUAAAGCUUGGUACAUUAGGAAAAUCUCAUAAGCUAAUAUUACUGGAAUAUUGCCUUAGUGAUCUGGACAGUGCUGAUAUUGGUAAAUGCAUGAAUGGCCUCCCACUGAUUCCACUAGCAAAUAAGCAGUAUGGGAUUUUUUCUGAGAUUUCACAAGAGAGCACCUACUAUGUCUGUGAUAAGACAGAAUAUGACCUCCUUUCUGCAGUUGGUGACAGAAUAAUUGACCGAAGCAUCCCCCCUGUACUACUAGACAAGCUGUAUCAGAUAGCCAAUAACUCUCAGUCUCAGGUGAAUAUUUCACCCAUUGAUGGUCCAAUCUUUCUUCAGUUCUUCCCCAGGCUAUUUCCCCCUGGAUGGAAGUGUAAAAACCAAGUUCCUUGGGAUCCAUCAUCAGGUGUGUCAUCUCCUACGGCAGAUUGGUUUAAACUUUUUUGGCACUAUAUUGGGGAACGUUCUUAUGACCUUGAUUUGUUUAGUGACUGGCCUAUACUGCCUUGUACUUCUGGACACCUUUACAGAGCAUCUACAGCAUCAAAGUUAAUUGAAACAGAGUCACUAUCUAGUUUGAUGAAGGAACUAUUGGCCAAGUUAGGUUGCAAGAUAUUAGACACCAAGUAUUUAAGUGUGUAUCAACAGCUUUUUCAUUAUGUAUAUGAUGGUGAUGCAACUGGAGUUCUUAAUUCAAUCUUUGGGAUUGCCUCGCUGGAGGGAGUCGAUGUGCAUGCACUGUUUCAACGCAUCAAGCCUGGUGAGAAAAUUGAACUAUACCAGUUUCUUCUAGAUCCGAAAUGGUACAUAGGAGUCUGCCUUUCUGACAUGAACAUAAAGCUAUGCAAAAAGUUGCCCAUCUUCAGAGUAUUUGAUGGAGGAUCUCACAGUUCUUAUGGCUUCUCGGAUUUGUCCGGUUCAAAAAAGUAUCUGCCACCUCUUGGUGUUCCUGAGCACCUACUCAAGUCUGAUUUUGUGUUCUGUAUAUCCCCAAGCAACGAAGAUAUCAUAAUGAGGUAUUAUGGUGUUGAACGUAUGCCAAAAUCAGUCUUCUACCAGAGGUAUGUUUUGAACAAGUUAGAUGAGUUGCAAGCAGAGGUUCGUGAUUCAGUUAUACUAGCCAUCUUGCAAGAUCUGCCCCAGCUGUCCUUGGAAGAUCCAAGGUUCAAGGAAGGCUUGAAAGUCCUUAGAUUUGUGCCAACCAUUAAUGGGACCUUGAAAAGUCCUCAGUCUCUUUAUGAUCCUCGAGUGGAAGAACUCUAUGAUCUUCUCCAGGAAUCAGACUGCUUCCCCAAUGGCUUAUUUCAAAACCCAGACGUUCUUGAUAUGUUACUCUGCUUGGGGCUGAGAACUUCUGUUUCUACUGAUACUAUAAUAGAAAGUGCUCGGCAAAUUGAUUCAUUCGUGCGCAAGGAUCAAGAGAAGGCUCAUUCAAGGGGUAAAUUGCUUCUUUCAUAUCUUGAAAUUCAUGCUCACAAAUGGCAUGUAAAUAAGGCAUUUGAUGCCCGGAAGAAGGUGAAUAAUAUGUUUGCGAAAGUCACUACUGCAUUGAGGCCUCGUGAUACGUCUUGGGAAUUUGAUCUCGAGAAGUUCUGGAGUGAUUUGAGAAUGAUUUGUUGGUGUCCUGUGUUGGUCACUGCACCAAGCCCAGCCCUGCCGUGGCCUUCAGUUUCAUCGAUGGUCGCUCCACCUAAGCAAGUAAGGCUGCAGGAAGAUAUGUGGAUUGUUUCUGCUAGCUCACGUAUACUUGAUGGCGAAUGUACUUCCUCAGCUUUGUCUUAUAGCUUAGGUUGGUCAUCUCCUCCUUCUGGAAGUGUAAUCGCUGCUCAGUUGCUUGAGCUGGGUAAGAACAAUGAAAUUGUGACUGAUCAAGUCCUUCGGCAAGAGUUAGCGUUGGUGAUGCCUAAGAUUUAUUCGUUACUGACUAAUUUGAUUGGUUCUGAUGAAAUGGAUAUUGUCAAAGUGGUUCUAGAGGGCUGCAGAUGGAUUUGGGUGGGCGACGGAUUUGCAAAAGUUGAUGAAGUUGUUCUAAGUGGCCACCUUCACCUUGCGCCUUACAUUCGUGUCAUUCCAAUUGAUUUAGCAGUUUUCAAGGACUUGUUCUUGGAUCUUGGCAUAAAGGAGCACCUCGACCCUGUGGAUUACGCUAGUAUUCUGACCAGAAUGGCCAUGAGGAAAGCCACGGCUUCGCUUGAAGCUGAAGAACUAAGGACAGCUGUGUUAGUGGUGCAGCAUCUAGCUGAGUUCCGGUUUCAGGAUCAGCAAACACAGAUAUAUUUACCUGAUUCUUCAGCUAGGCUCUGCCUAUCUUCGGAACUUGUAUUUAAUGAUGCUCCUUGGCUUCUUGACUCUGGUCAAGACAUCUUUGGUGAUGCAUCCAGCAUUGCUUUCAGCCCAAAGAAGUAUGUUCACAAUUUUGUGCAUGGUAAUAUUUCCAAUGACGUGGCAGAAAGGCUAGGUGUUCGCUCCCUUCGCCGUCUCUUGCUUGCUGAGAGUUCUGAUUCGAUGAAUUUGAGUUUAUCAGGGGUUGCUGAGGCUUUUGGACAACAUGAAGAUUUGACUACAAGGCUCAAGCAUAUUGUUGAGAUGUAUGCAGAUGGUCCUGGGAUUCUCUUUGAGUUGGUACAGAAUGCAGAAGAUGCUAAAGCUUCUGAGGUUGUGUUUCUUUUGGAUAAGACCCAGUAUGGUACUUCAUCCAUCCUUUCACCUGAAAUGGCUGAAUGGCAGGGGCCUGCUCUCUACUGCUUUAAUGACUCAGUUUUUAGUCCACAAGACCUUUAUUCCAUCUCACGAAUUGGUCAAGACAGCAAACUUGAGAAACCUUUUGCAAUAGGAAGGUUUGGUCUUGGCUUCAAUUGUGUCUAUCACUUCACAGACAUGCCUGGAUUUGUUUCUGGUGAGAAUAUUGUCAUGUUUGAUCCACAUGCCCGUUAUUUACCAGGAAUAUCUCCUUCUCAUCCAGGUUUAAGGAUAAAGUUUGUAGGACGGAAGAUCUUAGAACAGUUCCCUGAUCAGUUCACACCAUUCUUACACUUUGGUUGCAACCUGCAACAGCCAUUUCCAGGUACACUUUUCCGGUUUCCUCUUAGGAAUGAAGCUGCCGCUUCUAGAAGUCAAAUAAAGCGCGAACAAUAUGCAACCCAAGAUGUGGAGAUGCUUUUCUCUUCAUUCUCUGAAGUUGUAUCUGAGGCUCUACUUUUUCUCCGCAACGUUAAAAAGAUAACUCUGUAUGUCAAGGAGCAUGACUCCCAGGAGAUGCAACUUGUUCAUCGUGCUUUGAAGCAGAACAGUUCCGAGGUCUCCAAAGAACCACAUGCACUUAAUACGAUGCUUGCAUUUGUACAUGGAAAUCAAUCAUCAGGAAUGGAUAGGAAUACUUUUUUCAAUAGGUUGAAUAAGACAAAAGACAGUGAUUUACCCUGGAGUUGUCAAAAAGUUGCUAUUCUUGAGCAAAGCCCUACUGUCCACUUGGUGCAUUCAUGGAUCUUAACCGAGUGUAUAGGCGGGGGUCAUGCUAGAAAGUUGUCAACUGCUUCUGAUAGUAAAUCUCAUUUCUUUGUUCCCUGGGCAUCAGUAGCUGCAUAUCUGCAUUCUGCGAGUGUGGAUGAUACCAAAGAACUGUCUGGUGAAGCUGAAGUUAACUGUGAUGAUUCUGUUCCUAAGCAUCUAGCUCUCCAAUCUUCUCAGAGCAGGAAUUUGUUUGAGGGUCGGGCCUUUUGUUUUCUUCCUCUACCAAUCAACACUAGCAUACCAGUGCACGUAAAUGCUUAUUUUGAACUAUCUUCAAAUCGAAGGGAUAUCUGGAUUGGAAAUGACAUGGCCGGGGGAGGAAGAGUGCGAUCAGAAUGGAAUCUUGCACUGCUUGAAGAUGUGGCUGCUCCUGCUUAUGGCCACCUCCUUGCAGCCAUGGCAGAAGAACUUGGUCCCUCUGAUCUGUUUCUCUCAUUUUGGCCUACUGCUGUAGGUGCAGAGCCAUGGUCUUCCAUGGUGAGGAAGCUUUAUGUAUCAAUCGCGGAACUUGGACUUAAUGUUUUGUAUACGAAAGCUCGAGGUGGCCAUUGGGUGUCAACGAGGCAAGCUAUUUUUCCUGAUUUCAGUUUCUCAAAGGCAGCCGAGCUGGCAGAAGUUCUCUCACAAGCUGGUUUACCUUUGGUAUCUGUAUCCAAGCUGAUAGUAGACAGUUUCAUAAAUGCAUAUCCAUCAGUUCAUCUCCUGAAUCCUCAUUUGCUAAGGAACUUGUUGAUCCGACGGAAGCGCGGGUUCAAAAGCAGAGAAGAGGCCAUACUUGUUCUGGAGUAUUGCUUGAGUGAUAUGGAUGAUCCUUCCCUUUCUGAUAAAUUGCACGGAUUGGCUCUUCUUCCUUUGGCAAAUGGAUCAUUCACAACAUUCAAUAACCGAGGGGAGGGUGAAAGAGUAUUCUUUGCUUCAGAAAUGGAAUUUGACUUUCUUAAGGAUUCAGUACCACAUCUUGUUAUUGAUAACUCUUUACCAGAUAGCGUUUUGAAGAAGUUGUUUGACAUAGCUUCUUCUGCACGGUCAAACAUGUACUUAUUUACGUGCAAUUUCCUUCUUGAGCUGUUGCCCGGGAUUUUGCCGCCUGAAUGGCAGCAUGCUAAGCAGUUAUCUUGGUUUCCUGAACAGCAAGGCCAGCCAAGCGUGGAAUGGAUGAUAUCACUUUGGAAUUUCUUGCGUCAUUCAUGUGAAGAUCUUUCAAUAUUUGCAAAAUGGCCUAUACUACCACUUGUAGAUGGCAAGCUUAUGCAACUUGGCAGUGCUUCAAAUGUAAUAAGAGAUGAUGGUUGGAGUGAAAAUAUGCACUCAUUGCUUCAGAAACUGGGCUGUUUCUUUCUGAGACCUGAUCUGCAGAUAGAGCACCCCCAGUUAGCUAAUUUUGUUCAGGAAUCCACUGCAGCUGGUGUUCUGAAUGCUGUGCAUUCCGUUGCUUCUAAUGUCCAGGAUAUUAAGGAACUUUUCGAGAGUACUUCAUUGGCAGAAACACAUGAGCUCCGUAGUUAUAUUUUCCAGUCAAAGUGGUUUUCAGGGAAUCAGAUAAACAUUUCACAUAUGAAUACAAUCAGGAACCUCCCCAUAUUUGAAUCUUAUAAAUCUAGGGAGCUUGUUAGUUUGGCAAAUCCUAGAAAAUGGCUUAAACCCGACGGUGUACAUGAGAAUCUGUUGAAUGGAAGCUUUAUAAGAACUGAAUCUGAAAAGGAAAAGUCGAUUUUAGUAUCAUACUUUGAUAUCAGGGAACCUGAAAAGGCUGAAUUUUACAAGGAUCAUGUGCUUCCUCGGAUGUCAGAGUUUCUGUCACAGCCAGCUGUUGUUUCAGCAAUUGUUCGUGAUGUGAAGCUGUUGAUAGAAGACAAUAGUUCUGUGAGAGCUGCGUUGUCUGAAACCCCUUUUGUCUUAGCAGCUAGUGGAGCAUGGCUACAUCCUUCUAGGCUUUAUGAUCCUCGUGUGCCAGAGUUUCGUAAGUUGCUGCACAAAGAAACCUUCUUUCCUUCAGAAAAGUUCAUGGCAACUGAAAUAAUUGAACUGUUGGCAAGUUUUGGACUGAAAAGAAAAAUGGGUUUUAGUGCUUUGCUUGACAUUGCAAGGUCAGUUUCACUGGUGCACAAUUCGGGACAAGAUGAUGAUGCAUGUGCGCAUGGGCAAAUACUACUUACCUGUCUAAAUGUUCUUGAAUCAAAGACGUCAAACAUGGAGGACAAGGACACUUUCCAUGAGGAUGUCGAUCUCGAAGCUUCUAAAACUGAUGAAAAUUUGGAAGCAGUAAAUGAAGUGGGUAGUUGUGACCCAGACCCAACUAUUAUGUCUUUAUUCUCAAACUUUGAUCUUGACCUACCAGAGCCUGAGUUUUGGUCAGAGCUGAAAAAUAUUUCUUGGUGUCCCGUCCAUGUUGCACCACUUAUUAAAGGUCUUCCAUGGCUCGAAUCAGAAGAUCAUGUAGCACCUCCAGUCAUUACAAGGCCGAGAUCACAAAUGUGGCUUGCUUCAUCAAAAAUGCGGAUACUGAAUUCCGAUUCUUGUUCCAUGUAUCUGCAAAGAAAACUCGGUUGGUUAGACCCACCAAAUGUGAAUGUUUUAUUGUCCCAGUUAGUUGAGCUUUCCAAGUCUUAUGAUGAACUCAAGAUGUUUUCUGAAGACACAUCCAUCGAUGCUGUCCUACAAAAGGAGAUCAAACUAAUCUACUCGGAAUUGCAAGAUAUCGUUGACAGUGGUGAUGCCCACAUUCUGAAAGAGAAUCUGGAUGGGAUUUCAUGGGUCUAUAUAGGGGACAGGUUUGUGCCUCCACAUGCACUUGCAUUUGAAUCGCCUGUAAAGUAUCAUCCUUAUCUUUAUGCAGUUCCGUCUGAACUGUCAGAAUUUAAAAAGUUACUCUUCAAGUUGGGUGUGAGGCAGACAUUUGAUGCAACAGAUUAUCUCAAUGUACUUAGUCGCUUACAAGGUGAUGCCAAAGGAGAGCAAUUGUCUGCAGAACAACUGAGUUUUGUUCAUUGUGUUUUGGAAGCAUUUGUGGAUUGUUAUCCUGACAGUCAAGCAGCUGAUGCUUUACUGAAUUCAUUGGUGAUUCCAGAUUCAUUUGGUGUCCUGACACCUUCGAGAAACCUUCUCUAUAAUGAUGCACCCUGGAUGGAUACUGAUUCCACUUCAAAGCAUUUUGUGCAUCAUAGUAUUGGUAAUGAUCUGGCCAAUAGACUAGGGGUACGAUCUCUUCGUGGAUCUUCGUUAUUGGAUGAUGAGCUAAUGAGGGAUUUGCCAUGCAUGGAAUAUGCUAAGAUAAGUGAGUUGCUAGCUCUGUAUGGUGAGAGUGACUUCCUUCUGUUUGACCUCAUAGAGCUAGCUGACUCUUGCAAUGCAAAGAAAGUGCACCUGAUCUAUGAUAAAAGAGAUCAUCCGAAGCAGUCUCUAUUGCAGCAAAAUCUAGGUGACCUCCAGGGUUCUUCAUUGACAGUGGUCUUUGAAGGAACCAUGAUAAGCCGAGAAGAAGUUUGCAGCCUCCAACUUCCUCCUCCUUGGAAACUAAGGGGAAACAUCCUUAACUACGGGCUGGGACUUCUUAGCAGCUAUUUUGUAUGUGAUGCCUUGACUAUUCUUUCUGCUGGCUAUUUCUACGUUUUUGAUCCAUUGGGCUUGACUGGUGGUGCAACUUCCACUGCAACCUCGUCUGCCAGAUUCUUCUCUUUGAUAGUAUCAGCUCAUGUUUUUUAUACUUUGAAUGAAGCCCUUAACGCUACUGGCUUUUCAGGAAAUGACUUGGUUGAGAGAUUUCGUGAUCAGUUCCUCCCAAUGCGCGUUACACAGGAGGCUUCAUUGUCUUCUGCAAACUCUACGGUUAUUCGGAUGCCUUUAUCUUCAAAAUGUCUGAAAGAACUUGAAGCAGGUUGCGACAGAGUAAAGCAGAUUUUUGAAAGAUUUAUGCAGAAUCCAUCCAGUACUCUCCUGUCCCUGAAGUCAGUCAUUCAGGUAUCUUUAUCAACAUGGGAGGAUGCAGCCUCUCAGCCAACCCUGAACUAUUCCGUGCUUGUUGACCCAUCAGUAGCUACUUUGAGGAACCCAUUUUCAGAAAAGAAAUGGAGAAAGUUUCAAAUAUCCAGAAUAUUUGCAAGUACAAGUGCAGCAAUCAAAAUGCAAGCUAUAGAUGUGCAUGUGAUUGAGAGUGGCUGCAGUUAUAUUGACAAAUGGUUUGUUGCCCUCUGCCUUGGGUCAGGGCAAACAAGGAAUAUGGCUCUUGACAGACGGUAUCUUCCCUACAACUUAACUCCUGUUGCUGGAGUAGCAGCUCACAUAGCUCGAAACGGAGUACCAACCAAUAUAAAUGCAUCCAGUUGUAUAUUAUCUCCUUUGCCGCUAUCUGGGUCAAUAAGCAUGCCAGUCACGACUAUAGGUCAUUUCCUUGUGAGGCAUGAUGGUGGACGCUACAUUUUUGGCAGCACACAUGAUAAAUCUUUACGGGAAAUGGACAGAAACAAAUUGGUUGAAGCAUGGAAUGAGGAACUUAUGCUAUGUGUGCGUGAUUCAUAUGUUGAGAUGGUCCUAGAAUUUCAAAAGCUUAGGAAAGACCCUCUAUCUUCUGCUAUUGAAUCACGCUGUGCACACUCUGUGAGUAUUAUUUUACAGGCUUAUGGUGAUAGGGUAUACUCUUUUUGGCCAAGAUCGAAACAACCUACAGCUUCACUCACUGGGCAAGGUUCUGCCGUAGACAAUUUGAAUUCACCAAGAACAUCUAAAGCAGAUUGGCAGUCCUUGAUAGAGCAAGUGAUAAGACCAUUCUAUUUACGGUUGGCUGAUCUUCCCGUUUGGCAACUUUACCGGGGAAAUCUUGUUAAAGUGGGCGAGGGUAUGUUCUUAUCCCACUCAGGGAGCGGAGACGAUGAUAACCUACCAUCUGCUACUGUCUGUAGUUUCAUUAAAGAGCACUAUCCUGUUUUUUCUGUUCCAUGGGAGUUGGUUAGUGAAAUCCAAGCAGUUGGAGUUACUGUAAGAGAGAUCAGGCCCAAGAUGGUUAGAAAUCUACUAAAAGAGUCUUCAUCCAUUUUACUUCGAUCUGUUGAAACAUAUAUAGAUGUUCUUGAAUAUUGCUUCUCCGAUAUGGACCCAUACCGGUUUACAGAUCUACAUAUACCUGAUCAGUCACAACUUAACAGUCAACUUGUUCAACCAGUGAAUGCUUCCACAUCACAAUUUAUGCCAUCUUCAAGCAGUUCUUCAUCUUACCAUACAAGUACACAGAGGCCGGGUACUUCUGGGGGCGACGCACUUGAAAUUAUGACAUACUUCGGGAAGGCCCUAUAUGACUUCGGUCGGGGGGUUGUCGAGGAUAUCAGCAAGACCAGUGGCCCAGCAUCCCAUAGGGCCCAAGCUGCUGAGAAUAAUGUGUUGUCAUCUAUCAUAUCUGAACUCAAAGGUGUCCCAUUUCCAACGUCAACAAAAUGUCUAACAAGGCUGGGAGCUACCGAACUUUGGAUUGCCAAUGAGGAGCAGCAAAUAUUGAUGCGCCCCUUGCUAGAUCGCUUUAUCCAUCAUCAGUGUUUAGAAAAGCCUUUCUUGGCACUGCUGCUCUCAACUCAGGUUAUUCAUGUGCCUCUGAAAUUGAGGAGUUUUUCUCCUCACUUAUUAUCAGGCCAUUUGAAGCACAUAUUUGAUGAGCGUUGGGUACGUGCAGUUGAGAGGAAGCCACAAUGGGUUCCUUGGGACAGUAGUUCUGAUUCAUCAACCACUGGGCCAACUCCCAAAUGGAUUAGAAGCUUCUGGAAAAUAUUUAGCUCCUUGAAUGGUGACCUUUCACUUGUGUCUGAUUGGCCCUUGAUUCCUGCUUUUCUCAACAGGCCAAUUCUCUGCUGUGUGAAAGAACGCCAUCUAAUAUUUGUACCUCCAGUGGAUGAUUCAAACACUCAGAUGGUACAUGUUAGUGCGGUUGUUGAUGAUGUAGCUAGUGAGGUUGAUACAUCUGGUCUAAACGGAGAUGACACUGGUGAAGCUGAACAGAAGAGUCCACUUGAUACUGCAUUCGAGUCAAUGAACUCAAAGUUUCCGUGGUUAUCUGCUCUGCUUAAUCAGUUGAACAUACCAAUUCUUGAUUUGUCUUUCCCAGAGUGUGGUGUCAUAUGCAAUUUGUUUCCUUCACGUGAUCGAACUCUUGGACAGACGAUUGCUUCCAAGUUAGUUUCAAUAAAAAAUGAUGCUCAUUUACCUUCAUCACUUAGUCUAUCAAGUGAAGAUUGUGAUAGACUGUUCAUGCUAUUUGUCUCAGACUUCAGAUUAUCUAGCAGCCACCUUUAUCAGAGAGAAGAAUUGGAUGCCUUGAGAGAGCUUCCGAUGUAUAAAACAGUUACAGGAGCAUACACUAGUCUGUCAGGGUCUGAUCAUUGCAUUAUUUCUCCCACAGCAUUCUUUCACCCCAGUGAUUCCCAGUGUUUUUCUAGCUCAGAUAAUGCAAAUUUGUUUCUUCAGGCUUUGGGGGUUGAACAAUUAAAUGAUCAAGAAAUACUAGUGAGGUUUGCUUUGCCUGGCUUUGGGAACAAAACAGUUCAAGAGCAGGAAGACAUUUUAGCCUACUUGUAUGCUAACUGGAAAGAUCUGCAACUUAAUUCAGCUGUAGUAAAUACCUUGAGGGAGACUAAUUUUGUGACAAAUGCAAAUGAGUUUUGUACAGAGCUGUUCAAACCAAAGGAACUACUUGACCCUUCAGAUGCUUUGCUGGCUUCAGUAUUUUCUGGGGAGAGAAAUAAGUUCCCUGGCGAAAGGUUCAUGUCAGAUGGUUGGCUUGGUAUACUCAGAAAAGUGGGUCUUCGGAUAUCUACAGAGGCUGAUAUGAUAGUACAGUGUGCUACGAAAAUAGAAACAAUGGGAAAUGAUGUGAUGUCAUCUUUAGAGAAACAUGAUGACUUUGAUGCAGACUUGUCAGACAGAAAAAAUGAAAUUCCUUUUGAGUUAUGGUCAUUGGCAGAAUCUGUUGUAAAUGUGAUUUUGGCAAAUUUUGCUACUUUGUACGAUAGCAGUUUUUGCCAAAAGAUCGGAAAAAUUGUAUUUGUACCUGCAGAAAAAGGCUUUCCAAGUAUUGGUGGCAAGAAAGGGGGUAGAAGGGUAUUUGCAUCUUAUAGUGAGGCUAUCUUAUUAAAGGACUGGCCAUUGGCAUGGAGCUCUGCUCCAAUUCUUGCCAAACAAUCAAUUAUUCCACCUGAUUUUUCUUGGGGAGCAUUUCAGCUUCGGAGUCCCCCUGCCUUCUCUACAGUUCUAAAGCACUUGCAGACUGUUGGGAGAGGCAAUGGUGAGGACACACUGGCACACUGGCCAUCUUCAUCAGGCAUAAUGACAGUAGAGGAUGCCUUUCUCAGGAUCUUGCGGUACUUGGAGAAAGUAUGGGGAACAAUAUCGUCUUCAGGAAAAACAGAAUUGAUGGAACUGGCAUUUAUACCAGUUGCAAAUGGUACUCGCUUAAUAGAAGCGAAAUCACUUUUUGCUCGCCUGACUAUCAACAUGUCACCUUUUGCUUUUGAACUUCCAAGUCUGUAUCUUCCAUUUGUUGCCAUUCUUAGAGAAAUUGGGAUGCAGGAAAGCCUUACAAACUCUUAUGCAAAGGAGCUUCUUUUAGAUAUCCAAAAAGCAUGUGGUUACCAACGCCUGAACCCAAACGAACUCCGCGCAGUGAUGGAAAUCUUGGACUACAUGUGUUCAGGAGUCAGCCAGCCUAUCUCAGACGGAUCAGAAGGGCUUUUUGAUUCUGUAAUACCAGAUGAUGGCUGCAGGCUUGUCUCAGCUACAUCAUGUGUGUAUAUUGACCCAUAUGGUUCUCAUUUGCUGAGUAAUAUUAAUACAUCCAGGAUAAGAUUUGCUCACCCAGAUCUUCCUCAGAACAUUUGCAAGGCCUUGGGCAUAAAAAGACUCUCCGAUGUCAUUGUAGAGGAACUUGAUGGGAAAGAAGAGAUUGAGGUUCUGGACAACAUUUGCUCAGUUACUCUGGAUAGAAUAAAAGAGAAGAUGCUUACUAAAUCUUUGCAUGCUGCAUUAAGGAUUGUGAUGAUCGGUAUAACCAAUCAUUUCCCUUCUUUUGAAGCCCUCAGUAUAGUGCAAAUAGAAAGUAUACUAAAGGAUAUAUCACAGAAUCUGCAGUUUGUUAAACAUGUCCAUACUCGCUUCCUAUUGCUUCCCAAUCUCCAAGAUGUUACGAGAACAGCUCAGCAUCCUUCUCUUGCUGAAUGGUCAAGCAACGGAAAGCACCGAAGCAUUUAUUUUGCUGAUAAAUCCAUGGGUCAUAUUCUAAUCGCAGAGCCCCCGAGUUUUUUGACAGUACAUGAUGUUAUUGCAAUUGUCGUCAGUCACAGAUUAGGGGCACCGGUAAUCUUGCCAAUCGCUUCGGUAUUUGCAUGCCCAGAUGGUUCAGAGAAAGAAGUGCUUCAAAUACUCCAUCUUGGCACUGACGUUGGAGUUUCGAAACGCGAAGGAAGGUAUGACUGUUCCCUGGGAGGAGAGUUAUUGUCACAAGAUGCUCGCCAGGUCCAAUUCCUUCCGUUGAGACCAUUCUACAGCGGAGAGAUUGUGGCAUGGAAGACAGGAAAAGAGGGGGAAAAGCUCAGGUAUGGUAGGGUUCCUGAAGACGCAAGGCCAUCAGCCGGCCAAGCACUUUACAGGUUUCCGGUGGAGACAGCCCCUGGCGAGACUCGCAUGCUACUCUCCAGUCAGGUUUACUCAUUUAAGAGUGUUUCAACGGCUGACCUCUCUUCUGCACCUUCCCAACUGGAUGUUGGUAGAGUGGCAGAAGUUGGACAACCGGGCCACUCGUCCGUCAGCGCUAGAACUGAAGGCGCAGAUGAUACGGCUGCUGGGCUUGAAUACGGCAAAGUAUCUUCCACGGAGCUGGUACAAGCAGUCCAUGAUAUGCUUUCAGCUGCAGGGGUAAGGAUGGAUGCUGAGAAGGAAACACUGCUACAGACUACUCUUUCCUUGCAAGACCAGCUUAAAGAAUCUCAAGUGGCUCUCUUGGUGGAGCAGGAAAAAGCCGAGUCGGCGGUGAAAGAAGCCGACAUUGCCAAGGCGGCAUGGUCGUGCCGCGUCUGCCUGAACUCCGAGGUCCUCGGUGUCGCGAUGCCCGUUUUGCCGGACCCAGGUAUCCAAAAUGAUGAAGAUAUUCAGGCCAUGAAGACACCGAGGGCUGCUGAAAGCGUUUGA